GGCUUUGGCGAACACCGAUCACACGAAACGCACACUCACCUCGCAAAUUCUCCAAGCAAACGCUGCCGAGCCGAAAGAAGGAAAAAUGUCGAAGACGACGAGUGACAACAAGGCUAAGGCCAUCAUCGGCUACUCGGACAUCACGGACGACUCGACUAUUUGGAGGGCACUGGCCGCCGAAUUCGUUGGCACCUUUUUCCUGGUGCUUGUGGGCUGUGCCAGUGUCAGUGCGUCCUGGAGCGAAGGCUAUGCCCCGUCCAUGUCGCAGAUCGCCCUCACCUUUGGCCUCGCCGUCGCCACCAUGGUCCAGGCGAUCGGGCACGUGAGCGGAGGUCACAUCAACCCUGCCGUGACCUGUGGCAUGCUGGUCACCGGCGACAUCAGCCUUCUCAAAGCAGCCUUCUACAUCGUGGUGCAGUGCAUUGGUGCCGUAGCCGGCUCGGCUGUCCUCAAGGUUAUCACUCCUGAAGCUACUCAGAACGGACUCGGAAUCAACAACAUCUCGCCACUGAUCACCCCCCUGCAAGGAUACCUGGCCGAGGCCCUGAUCACCUUCGUCCUCGUUCUGGUUGUGCACAGCGUUUGCGACCAGCGUCGCGGAGACGUCAAGGGAUCCAUUCCCCUGGCCGUCGGUCUCACCGUCACCCUGUGCCACUUGCCAUUCAUCAACUACACCGGCUCUAGCAUGAACCCCGCCAGAACCUUUGGACCCGCUGUCGUUACCGGCUUCUGGGACAACCACUGGAUUUACUGGGCUGGCCCCAUCACCGGCGGCGUCGUCGCCGGCAUUAUGUACAAGCUGCUGUUCAAGGUGCGAAAGGGCGACGGAGAGGCCAACUCUUACGACUUUUAGACUUUCCAGCUUUACGCAUAAUAAAAGAGUGAAUACAAGCUCGCAGGGAUAGAUCUUCGUAAUUUUAAUUGCGGCUGCGUGCACUGGUCGAUCGGCUACAAUUGCUUUUAUACUAUUUUUUGCUGCCGUUCCCCACCCAGUGCAUUUUUAAUUUAUUGUACAUGUUUUAACAGUUCACACCUAACGUCUGGUCUCGCGCACCAGCAAUGCACUUUUUCCGUGUGUCUGCACUUGCAUAUUCUUGGCGUAUUGAUGCUCGUGCACGCAGUCGCAUAUGAUUAUUAUCAUAUAAUUUGUUUAUGUAGAUCUACGCAGAUUUGAAAUUAUGUUCUUAAAAUGUGCAAAGUGAGGCUGCAACGUGUAGUAAAUUGUAGUUCAGCGCCGCUAUAUGAGAAAGAAAACCUGCCAAAGCUGCAAAAUGAAUUAGAUCAACACACACUCUCAGUGCAGGCCGAAAUUUUAAAAACUUGUGUGAUUUGUGACACUUCCGUCUAGUUGUAAGGGAAAGUGAGAAGAGUGAAAGACAUUAUCACGCCACACUGUGUAAAUAUGAAAUUCGAAAUUUGUGUGCGUGUCUUUGAACCUGUGAGAGCGAAUCAAUGUGGAAGGAAUCGAGAAUCGUAUCAAAAGUGGCACCGCGCGCGUCGUUUCGGAGAGAAAAAGAGCCUGACCUUGGUGGUUUGUACCUGAGGAGAUAAUUCCCAAGCCACUCUCGUGCUGAUCUGGAGUACAUAAUAUGGUCGGUCAUUAUUACGUCACUUGACCCCCUUUUGCAUCGCCACCCCGGGGGCAUUUUAGUAACCUCCCAGUCAGUAAAAGUAAGAGACAUUUUUCAGCGCGCAAGACGAUCAGUUCGCAACGCGAUAUUCCCGACGAAAAGUGAGAUGCGCUAUAGCUGAUUGCGUUUCGAUCAAUUCCACACACGCACUUCAUUAACUUCUCGUGACGCAAGCGAAAUUUUCGUGACCGCAGAAAGUUUGUGACAAAUCAGGUCUCAUUAAACUCGUUUUCUUGUGACUCGCUCAUGUAUCAGCGCGGCUCGCGGCUGGCGCGCUCAAAAGUCAAUGACUGCGUCACACUUUAAUACUGUAACACGGUCAAUUUUCUUCUUGAUUGACACGCAAGAGAAUUUUGAAACACGUAUGAUUUGACUUUUGAUCGAUCUGAAACGUUCUGGAUAGAGUGAAUGGUUUAAUGUAAAUAGCGGUGCAGAAGAAAAGCGUGUUUCAAGCUUGGAUGUGUGAUAUUGUUAUAUAAUGCGGAACGUCCCAAAUCACUCAAAGUACAUUUCUGAUAAUUUGGAAUAUUAUUCAUCGCUGCAAACACCAAAUAGUACACUCAUCUGAUUAUCAAUAGUAGCGGAUAUGUAUUUGUUAGAAAUGCCUAUUGAAGCUCUACUUUUUAUUGUGAAAAGGAUAUUGUGAUUCACGACUGUGCGGUCGUUCCCUUCUGUUCAGACCACGUUUUCGACAAAUAUCUAUGCUAAAAAGUGGAUUUUUAUUGUAAAUUAAGUGAAUAUGUGCGGUAAUAAAUCAUCUUAAAAGCUAAAA
This is a messenger RNA of Cloeon dipterum, 2403 nucleotides long. RefSeq names its product aquaporin homolog protein drip (gene Drip). The coding region runs from base 86 to 853 and encodes 255 amino acids. The transcript is spliced from 5 exons. Lineage: Eukaryota; Metazoa; Arthropoda; Insecta; Ephemeroptera; Baetidae. Gene Ontology annotation, biological process: transmembrane transport. The record is from RefSeq and is a predicted model, not a curated record. Gene Ontology annotation, molecular function: channel activity. Gene Ontology annotation, cellular component: plasma membrane.